AUGCGCUGGGAUUCUACAACUGACGAAAUGUUGUUUCCACAAAGAUCAAAAAUGCCUAUGAAUGACUGCCUUCUGACAAAACGGAAAAUUUUGAAAGAAUCGUCCUCUAUAUAUGACCCGCUCGGAUUACUAAGCCCAAUUACCGUGAAAGGCAAGAUACUUAGGCAGUUGCUAUGGAAACGAAAUUUUGAGUGGGACGAAGUGCUGCCAGAUGACAUCAUCAGAGAGUGGUGCAAGAUAAGAGGGGACAUAGCGAAAGCAACCGAAACGAAGUUUUGCAGACGAUACUUUCCCAAUGCCUCUUCCACAGAUGUUGCACUUCAUUACUUUAGCGACGCAAGUACAAAAGCAUACGGCGCAUGUGCAUAUCUUGUUUCCGGUAACCAGAGCACACUCAUUAUGGCAAAGAAUAGAGUAACCCCGGUAAAGCAGCUUACAAUACCGAAACUUGAACUAUGUGCAGCACUUAUAGGAUCUAGACUUUCUCAGCAUAUUACAUCGACCAUUGACUGUACAAAAAUUGUGGAUGAAUCUAUCUGGUUGAAAGAUGAUACGUCAUUUCCACAGGGUGAUUGCAAACUCAUUGUAUAUGAUAGUUGUGAAAAUGAAAGUGAAAGCAGUAACAGUGAAACAGCAGUACUAACAUCCACACAGAGUAAACUACCCAAUCCAAGUGUUCUAGAGAUUAUAGACAUUCAGAGAUUUAGCUCGUAUCGGAAACUGUUACGUGUUACAGCAUACGUUAUCCGGUUUGUUAACAACUGCCGAAAUGUGAAGAAGUCACGCGGACCUCUAGAAUCGCACGAGAUCAACACAGCAGCCAGACAGUUAAUAAAGCACGUACAGGAUAUUCAUUUCCACGAUGUGAAACAGUACCUUUCCCAGAAAGAAAAACGGUGUACCACCAUACCAAAUCUAGUGAGACAGCUCGAUCUCUUUCUGGAUGAAGACAAUUUGAUUCGUUGUGGCGGUAGAAUUUCCAAUGCUCCACUAUUAGACAGCACGAAAUUCCCGUACCUACUUCCAUCAAGAAAUAACUUUACAGAUCUGAUUGUAAUGGACGCACACAUUACACAGUUACAUUCCGGCACAGAGAGCACGGUCACCUUCAUUCGUCAAAAGUUUUGGAUUCCAAGCAUUCGUCAACAUGUUCGGAAAAUUAUUCGCUCGUGUGUCACGUGCCGCAAAGUUACAAGUAGCCCAUACCGGGUACCAGAUCCCCCACCGUUACCUAGCGACAGAGUGAAACAUGCACCACCUUUUACAGUCACAGGAAUAGACUUCACCGGAGCGUUAACUGUGAAGGCAUCAGACGGAAAUCUACAAAAGGCUUACAUUUGUCUGUUCACGUGUGCCAAUACACGGGCUAUUCAUUUAGAAAUUGUACCAAACAUGACAGUAGACUCUUUUAUUUUGGCUCUACGACGUUUCUUUAGCAGAAGACCAAUACCAAAAAUCAUUAUGUCGGACAAUGCCCUGACGUACAUCUCCACUGCCAAACUACUGAAGACAGAGAUCCUUGGGACAUACGGUAUUACAUGGAAGUUUAUCCCACAACAUGCCCCAUGGUACGGAGGCUGGUGGGAGAGGCUCAUUGGCGUUACUAAGACAUCCAUUAAGAAAGUACUCGGGAAAUCACUGGUGAGUUUGGAAGUUCUGCAAACUAUUGUUACAGAAGUAGAAUGUAUCGUCAAUGACCGCACACUCACGCACAUUUCUACAGACCCCACUGAUGAGGAACCUCUUACCCCUUCCCAUCUGCUGUAUGGGCGCAGAAUUACCUCCCCUGUUUUACCCAGACGAUCAAGAAGCCACAGCAGACGACAUUUUCCCACAAUUCUGCAGACAAACUUUACAGGUUUAAGUCUGCAAACGAUUGAACACUUUUGGUCGAGAUGGAAGCAUGAAUAUCUCACAUCUUUGCGACAGUUUCAUAAGAUGUCUGGCAAUCAUGGCGAUACUGUUACGGUUGGAGACGUAGUGCAAAUACAUGACAAUAACCUUCGGAGAAAUCGCUGGUCCCUUGGCGUCAUAGAGGACGUUGUCACUGGUAGAGAUGGUCUUAUCCGAGCAGCCCAUAUCAGAUCCAGACGAGGUGUUACCAUGCGACCCAUUGCCAAGCUGUAUCCACUCGAGUUGAAAUAA
Messenger RNA from Mercenaria mercenaria, 2145 nucleotides. RefSeq lists its product as uncharacterized. Lineage: Eukaryota; Metazoa; Mollusca; Bivalvia; Venerida; Veneridae. The transcript has 2 exons. Gene Ontology annotation, biological process: DNA integration. Gene Ontology annotation, molecular function: nucleic acid binding. The record is from RefSeq and is a predicted model, not a curated record. Bases 1 to 2145 code for a protein of 714 amino acids.